AUGUAUCGAAAUUCGAAGAUCACCAAUGAAUGGCCAUCCAUUGAAGAAGAAGAUGAUGAUGAAGAGCAAAAGACUACUUUCCUUUCAUUGAAGAGGACUACAAAUCCAGAAUGGCUACAGAAACAUCUUAGGGAUGUUUCCGACAAGUAUUGCAAUGAAUAUAUGUUGGAUGCUCACCAGUUUCAGGAUGAGUUCAUUGACAUACUCCCUUCUAAUUGGACCGUAUGCUCUCUCACUUUCGAUCCAGAAAGCGAGUUGUUAUUCGCGAUGCAACUGAGAGCUUCAGAGUCACCACUUAUAUUCAAGCUUCCUUUAAACCGUGCCAAAACGCGUACAGGCUCCAAACAUUCAUAUACCCCAUAUAACUAUGCUCUCUCAGAAUUAAAACAGAUAAUUCAAGAGAGCGAUGAUACCAUUUUCAACAGUCAUAAUAAAGAUAUGACUGAUCCGAAUGUAAUUGCAGCAUGGUGGGAUACGCGAAAGAAGCUUGAUAGUAGAUUGAAAGACUUACUACGCAAUAUGGAAGAACAUUGGUUUAGCGGGUUCAAAGGAUUACUGAGCGGGCGUGCGCAAGAAUCUGAAUCAGAAUUGAUAAGCUUUCAACAAAAUUUUAUAAAGUCUGCGCACAAUAUCGUGAAGGAGCGUUUAAAACCUCAAAAGAAAAUUGAAUAUAGCUUGAACUUCUGUAGAAUGGUUCUCCGUCUCGGCAGCCAACCAGUUGCUCAAGAUCUUGAGGACAUUGCCUUCUUCAUCUUGUCUACUUAUGAAGUUCCUGAUGAAUUGAUUGAUCGUAAAAUCCUAGAGAAGUUAACAAAGGAAGUGAAGACCCACAUUGCACAAUAUUAUGAAAUGUGUCGCAGGCAAGAUAUUGAUGCCACUAAAAAUAGACCCGGAGAGCAUGUUAUACUUAUAUUAGACAAGCAUCUUCAAAUGCUGCCCAUCGAAUCAAUGCCAAUACUUCGUCCACAGCCUGCGUCUCGCUUACCUUCUCUUUCUCUCUUACGUGACCGCAUCCUAUUCACAUAUGCUAAUAAUUCUCAAGAAGCAUAUGCUGAUUUCGGGGUCAUCAAGCCGAAAGAAUGGAAGGAUCAUACAGUAUCCAAGAAGGAUGCGUUUUACGUACUUAAUCCAGCCGGUGAUUUGCAAGAAACACAAAAAAGGCUUGAUCCUUUAUUGAAAAGCGUGCCUCAAUGGGAUGGUGUCACGCAAAAAUCACCAUCAGAAAUAGAGUGUAUAAAUGCUUUACGAACGAAAGACAUUUAUAUGUAUUUCGGCCAUGGUGCAGGACAAUCCUAUUUACGUGGAAACAUGGUAAAGCAACUUCCAAUUUGUUCAACUUCGUUAUUGAUGGGAUGUAGUAGCGGUCUACUUAAAUCGAAUGGUGAAUUUGACCCAUACGGAUACGUGUUAAAUUAUCUAGUAGCCGGAAGGUAA
Molecule: messenger RNA, 1434 nt
Organism: Mycotypha africana
Lineage: Eukaryota; Fungi; Mucoromycota; Mucoromycetes; Mucorales; Mycotyphaceae
Product: peptidase family C50-domain-containing protein
Exons: 4
Coding region: 1-1434 (477 amino acids)
Biological process (GO): proteolysis; meiotic chromosome separation
Cellular component (GO): centrosome; mitotic spindle; mitotic spindle pole body
Molecular function (GO): cysteine-type endopeptidase activity
Source: RefSeq, a predicted model, not a curated record